CUGCCUAAGACCAAAUAAUAAGCGAGGGAAGGGGCACACAAGUGACUUUUCUUAAUGUGUUCCACCUGUUCCUCAUCUCAGCUGUAUUAGCGAGUUAGUCCCAAGCAGGUUUCCAUCCAGAGCUGACAUGGAGUAUCCAGGGAGAAGACUGCUUUCAGCGUUCCUGCUUUUUCUGCCUCUUCUGUAUGUCAGAUGUCUCUCCAAUCAAAAAACUACAGUCUCCUGGUGUGUGCUGUCUGAUGCUGAGGAGCAGAAGUGUCUGGAUUUGGCCGGAAACGCUACAGCUCGAAAUGUAAAAGGAACACUGCAGUGUGUCCGAGGCUUAAAUACCAGGGACUGUAUGGAAAAAAUCAAGAAUGGGACUGCAGAUGCAGCCUCCAUGUUUGGAGAUGACAUCUAUGCUGCUGGUUUCUGCCAUGGCCUGGAGCUUGCUGCAGGAGAGUCCUACAAUGGUGUAGAUGGUAUCAGCUACUAUGUGGUGGCAAUGGCACGCCGCUCCUCCUCAGACCUGUCCCUGCUCGAGAUGCAUGAGCGCAGCUCUUGUCACCCCGGCAUUCGUACCACAGUGGGGUGGACUGUUCCCAUUGGCUACUUGGUCAACACAUCCCAAAUCAGUGUAGGAGAGCAGUGCAACUUCCCGAGAGUGGUGGGGAACUUCUUCGGUUAUAGCUGCGUGCCGGGUAUUAAGGAUCCCCAGCACGAUCCCAGAGGCAACAAUCCAAAGAACCUCUGCGAGGCCUGUAUAGGAGACGAGAACGACAGACACAUCUGCGCCAACAACCACAGAGAGCGGCAUUACGGAGAAUCGGGAGCUCUGAGGUGCGUGGCUGAGAACCUCGGCGACGUGGCUUUUGUCAAACACACAACAGUCUUUGACAAUUUGGAUGGUAAGAACCAAGAGUCCUGGGCCCUGGAUCUGGAGGUGGAGGACCUGAAGCUGCUGUGUCCUGAUGGAACUGAUGCCGGUCUGGAGGAGUAUGAACGAUGCCACAUUGCCGCAGUCCCUGCCAACGCUGUGGUGGUGCGUAUGGAGGACAAGUGCCGUGUUUGGAAGUAUCUGGAACGCUUACAGAAUGUGUUUGGCAAUGCCACCGAGGGCUUCAGCCUGUUCAGCUCAGCAGGCUAUGGCCAAUCCGAUCUGCUGUUCAGUGAUGCCACCCACCACCUGCAGAGAGUUCUGGGUAGCUACACCUCUUGGCUGGGCCCCACUUAUACCACUGUGCUGCAAGCCUUCGAGUGUGAGGGCUUCUGCUGAUGGAAGAGGAGGAAGACAUCCAGCACAUCAUCUUCCACCCCAUCCCGCUUUCUCAUCCUCCCUCCCUGCCAUCUGUGUCCCCCGUCUCACCAUAUUUUCUUCUUUUUGCUUUGCUUUAUUAAUGUUUUUUUCCCCCUGCAUUUCACCACCCAAUCUUUAAUAUUAUAUCCUUGCCCUCCUCCAAACUUUUAUGUCUUUUAAUAUGCUUGCUGGCAGGUUAUGACAAGGUUAAAGAGUGGCUAAUUGGCUGUUAAAACAUACAACACUAAAAUUGAACAUGUUUUUUAAAGGACGCUGGGGGGGGAAGUGUAGAAAAGAAAGGGAUAGGACAAAAAAAAGUUAAUGACUGUUGUGUUUGAUUAACACAUACCAAAAAAAAGUCCUCUUAACAUUUGCUGCCCUGUAUAUUGGUUGGGAAACUGCAGCCUUCUUGGCUUGUUUCAUUAGACUAAGCUUCGGUACCACCCUUCCACCUCACUCCCACAGGGUCUGUCUCUGGCACUGAACAACUGGGUGCUAUUAACUUUUUGCUUAGAAGUCUCAGUUACUGUAUGUGUGUGUGUGAGAGAGAGAGAGAGAGAGAGAAAGAGAGCAUACACUUUUGUUUCCCACAGCCAUUAAUGCCCUAAUUGGUGCUCUGGCAUACUAUACUGUUUGUGCGUGUGUGUGAGUGCAUAUGUGCGUGUGUGUGUAUGUUUAUGUGUGUUAGUGUUGAUAGGAUUCCUGCUUUCCCAUGCCUUGUAUAGCUUACUCCUUUGGAUCACUGCUUUCUCCCGUCCGGUAUGGUGAUCCAGGCUGUGCCAGCUCACAGUGUAUUUUAACACCUUACGAUUAGAAAAGGGGGAGGACUUAGAGUUGAGUUGCCUUCAAUGACCCUUGAGGGAGUCUUAAAAAAAUGAUAAUUUUCUCAUCUGUGACAACAUUUGCGUCACCCAGAUUCCUCAAAAUUUGCAGCCUCUCCCACACUCCUGUCUUUAUACACAUGUGGGUUUUUUUUCCCUAUAAUAUGUCAUUUAUACUUUAACAUUACCACCAGUAGUGAGAUGAUGAUAAUGAUAGGAGGUAAGAGUUACUAACAGCAGGAUGUUUAAUUAGUCAGUUUUGAAUUUAAUCUGAUUAAAAACCGUCAUGGGUAUUACUAAAGAAAUUGUCUGUGAAGAAAUUGUAACUGCAAUUGACAAAAAGAAAAACAAAACAGCAUCUAUAAGCAUUUAUAAGGCACUAUAAUUAAAGAGACACAACCAGUUUGACCUUACUUGACCUGCUGAAUCGUGUACUGUAAUUGUGGGCUUUUCACCUCAUGUCCACCUCAUGUUAUUCCACAUAGCGCAUCACUGAGCUUGGCAAUCAACUGAUAAGCCAGAUGAAGUUCUCCUCAUCAAACUGUGGUCUUUAGACCUCGUCAUCCAUGAAGAAUCCACAGCUGGUACAACAGAUAAUUUGCAGAAAUUUGGUGGCAGAUUUUUUUGUGUGUGCAUUUCUGUUGUAUUUCUUCUACUCUGGUUUGGUGCUGUUUGUUGCUACUUUUGUCCAACAGGCUUAAAAGAGGCUUGAUGUAAAUACUCGUCUCUUUGUGAAUGUGUAGUGCUGCAAACCUUCUUUAUUUUCAACCAAUUAAACGAAUGAUGAUAAAGAGAA
Molecule: messenger RNA, 2893 nt
Organism: Oreochromis aureus
Lineage: Eukaryota; Metazoa; Chordata; Actinopteri; Cichliformes; Cichlidae
Product: otolith matrix protein
Exons: 9
Coding region: 128-1255 (375 amino acids)
Biological process (GO): iron ion transport
Cellular component (GO): plasma membrane; early endosome; recycling endosome
Source: RefSeq, a predicted model, not a curated record